Molecule: messenger RNA, 911 nt
Organism: Rhizopus microsporus ATCC 52813
Lineage: Eukaryota; Fungi; Mucoromycota; Mucoromycetes; Mucorales; Rhizopodaceae
Product: class I glutamine amidotransferase-like protein
Exons: 1
Coding region: 25-741 (238 amino acids)
Molecular function (GO): glyoxalase III activity
Source: RefSeq, a predicted model, not a curated record
AAAAAAAGCACAAUUUCUUGUUAUAUGUCACUCCCACGUAAAGCUUUGAUCGCAAUCAGUAGUUAUAAUGAGCCAUUUUACCCUGAUGGCAAAAGAACGGGUCUCUUCUAUACCGAAGCACUUCAUCCUUAUCAAGCUUUGGUCAAGGCUGGUUUUGAAGUAGAUCUUGCAACAGAGACUGGCACAUUUGGCAUGGAUGAACACUCUACAAGCAAAGAUUUUCUUACGGAUGAAGAUGAAAGAGUCCUGAAUGACCCUGAGCAUCCCUUUAAUGUUUUGCUAAACAAGCAUCUAUACAAAGCAUCUAAUCUCGACCCUAAACAGUAUGGCCUCAUUUUUGCUUCUGCUGGUCACGCUACCUUGUACGAUUAUCCUCAUGCUCGCGGCCUUCAGAGCAUUGCUGAAGAUAUCUAUGAACGAGGCGGUGUAGUUGCUGCCGUCUGUCAUGGCCCCGCCCUCCUGCCAGGUGUUAAGGACAAAAGGACGGGCAAGUCUAUUAUUGAAGGCAAAACUGUUACAGGGUUUACUGACAAGGGCGAGAUCGAUAUGAACAUCAUGGACAAGAUCAAGGGAGACAAGGUAGCAACGGUUGAAGAAAGUACGACAGCUGCUGGAGCUCAGUAUGUUGCACCGUCCACGCCAUUUGCAGAUUUUCACAAGGUGGAUGGUCGCGUAGUUACAGGCGCAAACCCUGCUUCGGCACAUUCUACUGCCGAAGCAGCUAUCAAAGUGUUUGGAUAAAGCGAAUCAUAGGCAAUUUCUCCUCUUUCCCCCUCCUCUCCCUCUUGUAACACUUAUUUUCGCCCCCUUUUAUUUUUAUCCACGUCAAUAAUAAAAAAUCGUGAACAAAUGCCAUAAAUUACAAAUAAAUAUGCAUAAAAUAAGCUUUCCUAUUUUGCUUUUUAUGGAGG